CAGGCUUCCCUUUAGAAACUGUUUCCAAGGGGAAAACUGUAAAUCUGUAUGCAAUACCAUGAUACGGCCUUGUAGCUGGGCCUGGGGACAUGACUGCAUCUGGUGCAUUCUAGGCCACUGAAAUUGUAAUAGUGAAAUGGGAGAGUUUUAAGCACCUGUAGCAACAAUAACAUGACAUUUCCAUACAGUUGAUUGAAUUCUACUCUGAUGCAUUGCGUUAGUAGCUUGUAUUCAAUGUUCACUCUUCUAAACAUCAGUGUACUUUUAAAUCCCAAGAGGGGUGCUGCUUAGGAUCAAGGGGGAGGGGGAAAUUCCCCGCCCCCUAAACGAAAACAUGCCAUUACGUUUCCUCACGAGGAUUACUGGGCUUGCCCACGGGCUGUGUGACUUCUUGAUGACUCCCGCUUUCGUCAUCUUAUUCACUUGUCUUUCCACUUAAUUUCUGUGCGAUGUUGUCAUUGUGAUAAUAAUGCACUUAGUGGGUACAGAGUACAGGGUACAGAGUACAGGGAACGCUUUCAUUUACGUGCACUUGCAUUUGGGACUUUAUCUCGUACAAAUUACAGGUCAUUAGAUUAUGUUAUCGAUAAAUCUAAUUUUGUUAUUCUUUCAUUUUGCCAUAAGUACCUUGACUAUAUCUUUGUGAAACAAAUUUGUUUGCAAAAAAAAUACCCUAUGCCCUAUGAAUGUACAUGUAUAAUGAUUAUACUCUAGUUACUGCUUUAGUGCUAUUUCAAGAUGUCUUGUGUGAAUGCUCUGAGUUUUAUCUGUUGGUUAGUAUUAGUUGUCAAGUGUCAAGCUCAAGGUGGGAAUGAAGCUGCCAAGAGCUCAAGACUGCAGAGAGACCUCAGCUAUACCAUGAAAACCUCCAACUACACUUCUGACACAAUUUGUCCCACUUGGUUCCAACCCACUUCUGAUUGGACCUUUCCCUGUGCAUGUACUAGUAAGCUACAGAGCAUCAUCCACUGCGACAACAAAACACAAACAGUGUUUCUAAGCAUUCACUCCUGCAUGACGUACGAUGAAAAAAGUGGCGAAUACGAUGUUGGUAGCUGUCCGUUUUCCCUUCACCAUCAGCACGAUCGAGGCCUCAGUGUUAAACUGCCACAGAAUGUAUCGGAAUUGAACGAAUUCAUGUGCGGAGGAUUGAACAGAACGGGACGUCUGUGUGGCAAGUGUAAGGAUGGCUAUGGACUCGCUCCGUAUUCUGCACAUAUGAACUGCACUCAAUGUGCCGGCUCUACCGGAUGGGGCUGGUACAUACUUAUCGAUUUCCUUUGUCAGACAAUAUUCUUCGCUAUUCUAUUCAUCCUGAAAAUCAACGUGACCUCUCCGACACUCAAUUCCUUUGUCCUCUAUGCACAGAUCUGCACUUCUGUGAACGUGAUUGCUCUGUUUAGUCUUAUUGAGAACUCCCCCGACCUUCAUAGCUUCUCAGGCCCAGGGGCUGCUUUUCUCACUCUCAUCAAUAUCUGGAAACUAGAUUUCUUUAUUGCCGUGGCGCCCCCCACUUGCCUUGCUGAAAAUUUGAGCGCACUACAGAUAGGGGGAUUGAGAUAUCUUUCUGCUUUCUACCCUCUCAUUUUGAUUUUUCUUCUCUAUGUGUUGAUAAAAGUUCAAGAUAUGAAGUGGAAGCCAGUGGUGACUCUUUGGAAACCUCUACAAAAAGCCAAAGCUAAAUUCAGUCAAUACUACGAACUUGAUCAGCCUGUAACCAAGGCCUUUGCAACUGUUUUUCUUCUCUCCUAUGUCAAGAUAGCAGACGUGUCUUACUCUCUGCUCCUUCCCACACAGCUGUACAAUGCGCGUGGGCAACCGACUGAGAAGAUGUGGUUCUACGAUGCAUCAGUCAGGCCGUUUCAAGGAGAGCACAUCGGCUACGGAAUUUUAUCGCUGAUGAUAUUUUUCACGUAUAUAUUCAUUCCACCUCUUCUUCUGUUUUUGUAUCCCUUCAAGGCGUUCCAAAGAUGCUUGAGCAAGCUGAAAUAUGGACAGAGCACUAUUAAAAUAUUCAUGGACAUCAUGCAGUGUCACUACAAGGACGGCCUCGAUGGCAAAUGGGAUUUGCGCUCAUUCUCGGCUGUGUAUUUCUGGAUUCGAUUUGUGUUUAUUUUCGUACGUCUAAGCUCUGCAUACUAUGGAUGGCAUUACAAUAUCCUUAGUCUCAUGUUUACGGCUUGUGCUAUUUUUGUCGCUAUUAUAAGACCUUACAAGAAAAACCGUUACAAUUUUCUCGAUUGUUUUUUUUUAUCACUAUUAGGGUUAGAGUUCCACAUUUACUUUAUUGUAAUAGUUUACAGUGCACUUUCAAAUGUGUUUGUGUCAUGGCUGUAUCUUCUGUUCCUCUUGCUCGGUUUCUCGCCUCUUAUUUACUUUUUUGGCUACCUCACUCAUCACCUCUGCACUGCAAUCAAACUACCCGGCGAGUGGCAAGCUGCUCUCGACAAAAGAUGGUUGAAGUUAAGGAUUGUAUUGAGGCUGAACAAACAGAGACGCUACACUAUUGCUUCUGACCAUGAGUGUACUGACAUUGAGCUACCAGAUCGCUGCGUGCACCCUGAACUCUAUGAUACUUUUUUGAACAGCUACAAUGAAGAAAAUGAUCGACCAGCCACAAUAUAAAGCUGCUUGAACUGUUUUAAUUUGAAGUGUUUAUGUUAGUUUUUAGUGUGUACCUUUAUAUCUUGCUGAUAUCUAUAUACAUGUACUUUCAUUAUAA
This is a messenger RNA of Halichondria panicea, 2722 nucleotides long. RefSeq lists its product as uncharacterized. The transcript has a single exon. The record is from RefSeq and is a predicted model, not a curated record. The coding region runs from base 739 to 2625 and encodes 628 amino acids. NCBI's taxonomy places the organism in Eukaryota, Metazoa, Porifera, Demospongiae, Suberitida, Halichondriidae.